AUGCCUGAAUUAAAUAAGGUGGCUGGUGACUGCCUUGAUUUUGGCAAGCUCUUUGAUGGUCUUUGCGGUCAAAGAAAAUCCGGAGAAAGGUGUCCUGUGGAUCGUAACAAGUAUGCGCAGCUGGGAAUCAGUGCGUUUUCCAAAUGUGUGCGUUAUGUGUGAUCAUUACCACACACAAAAAAAGUGAUCGAGAGUGACGUUCUAGAUUUGGGAACUUUUUUCUCUCGGCAAAUUUUUUGGAGAUUGAAGAACACCCUUAUUAAUGUUGUGUGGGGAAAUCUUCUGCAUAGUCUCUUCUCAACAUUCUUCAAGAGAAUGAUCAUAGAUGAUUCAAAGUUAGUUGAUGUCAUAGUUAAGCAAGGUGUCGAAGUUACAUGUGAUAAACAUUUAAAUUUAAUUUAUGUUGACUUAAUUUAUGCCAACCAAUAGCAGAACUGUUGCUAUAGAGACAAAGGUCAUACGAUUUAUAGCUCGAACACGAUACGACUCACAAGCUCGAACACGAUACGAUUUAUAGUUUUUUGUAUAGAGUUUUACGUUCAUAUUUUAUACCAAAUGUUCAAGAAAUUAUAGAAAUAAAUACGAUAUUCAAUACAUGGCGCCCAAUGUGGAAAAGCCCGUUCAGUUUAACGAUUAAAACAACGAUUAAAGCCGAGGAAUAAACGCGAUUGCAACGAAAAUUAUCGACAGACGAGAAGCAUUGUUUAUACAACGAGAUUUAUAUCGAUCAAUAGUAACAACGAUUUUCAACGAUGUCAACAGAAACCGAAGAGAAAUUGAAACUUAAACGAUUACAAAUGAGACGACAGGGUUAUCAACGAAAUUGAUGAAAUUUGUGAAGCAGAAAGCUACGAUUACGAAAGAAUUCAAGUCAUAGAUCAACACUUACAAGAUAAACUAAAAUUACUCAACGAAUUAAACGAAAGCAUCUUAUUACUUUGCGAUGUCGAAGAAAUAACACACGAAAUCGAGGAAUCAGAAGAAAUAAACGACCGAAUCCUAUCUAAACGAAAGAAAAUAGAGACAAUCUUAAAAAAUGGCGACAAAGUUCACAGUAAAAUUAACAACAUCGAAACUCAAUCAACCGGAAGUAUUGAAACUCAACCAACUGGAAGUAGCGAAACUCAACCAACCGGAAGUAGCGAAAACCAACACGUAAUUAACGACGUAAUUCCAACAGUUGAAGGGCAACAACAAGAAUCUACAGCUAUGGUUGAACUGCCAAACACAAAUGUGGAACAACAACAUUCUAUGAAUUUACAAUCUACACAAGUUAAUCAGCAACAUUCGAAUUCUGCAACUAAGCCAAGGCUGCCAAAGAUCACGUUGCCUCGGUUUAAUGGAGAAGUGACCAAAUGGAAUACAUUUUGGGACUCGUUUAAUUCUGCCAUACAUACCAAUACUGACAUUGCCAACAUCGACAAGUUCAACUACCUAAAGUCAUUAAUCGAAGGCCCAGCAGCUCGAGCAAUACAAGGACUAACUUUGACUAAUGACAAUUAUGAGACUGCAAUAAAGAUAUUGGAAGAACGCUUUGGAAAACGACAACAAAUUGUGAGUGCACAUAUGGACGAACUGUUAAAGAUCCCAAGCUGUACAAGUGACAAGUUAGACACUCUGAGGUUAGUUUACGAUAAGAUAAGCGUGCAUACAAGGGGAUUAGCAACUCUGGGUAUUUCUGCUGAUCAAUAUGGCAGUUUGUUAAUUCCUGUCAUCAUGUCUAAGUUGCCAAAUGAAAUUCGUCUUCAAAUUGCGCGAAACUCGACACAAGAUGUAUGGAAAAUUGACGAACUGUUAGGUAUUAUUAAGAAAGAAGUAGAAGCGAGAGAGGCGUCUGAAAGAAUCAAAGCUGAUGAACACGUACGACAACAGGGUAGUAAAUGGCAGGGACAUAAACCGACUGCCAGAUCCUUCUUAUCGAAAGACGACCAGAAUUAUACUGUUCGCUGUGCUUAUUGUAAGGAACUUCAUUAUUCCGCAUCCUGUACGAAGGUUACUGAUCCAGAAAAGCGACAAGAUAUUCUUCGGAAUACCAAUCGAUGUUUUAACUGUCUUAGAAUUGGUCAUCACGUUUCUAAUUGCCAAAGCUCCAAGGGUUGUAGACAUUGCAAGCAAAAACACCACCAAUCCAUUUGUAACACCUUGAAAUCCCCAAUCCCUGACAACAAGUCCGACCGCAACAAAACAACAGAGGAAUCAAAGGGAACCACAACUACAAGUAACGUGCGAAGCAAGGGAACAGUGCUUCUUCAAACAGCGAGAACUACAGCAACUAAUUCCAAUGGAUCAAGAUCAACAAAAGUAAGAGUCCUUUUCGACAGCGGAAGCCAACGAUCAUAUAUCAGCAACAGCCUCAAAACAAGAUUAAACCUCAAACCUGUGAAGAAUGAAACAUUAAACUUAAAUACGUUUGGUAAUUCCAAAUUUCGCAAGCAAAAUUGUGACUUGGUUGAAUUUAAUCUCGAAGGCAAAGAUCAUGGCAAAUUAACAAUAAAGGCUCUCAGUUUUCCUGUAAUUUGCUCAUCUCUACCCACUAGAAUCAACAUCGAAGACUUCCCACACCUUGAUGGUCUUGAACUAGCUGAUGAGUUCGAACACGAUAGAAAUGAAUCAGUAGAUGUUCUUAUUGGUUCCGACUAUUAUUGGCAAAUAGUUAUUGGAGAAAUGCAGAAGGGAGAAUCUGGUCCAGUAGCUGUAAAAGACUCUCGGAUGGCUGCUUUCAGGUCCACUUCAUGAUUCAGCUGCGCCGACCGAAAUACAGUCAAACUUGAUCAUACCCGGACAGAGCGAGACAUUCAACCAUGGUACCUAUGAUGAAGAACAGAACGUAGUCGACACAUUGAAGAAGUUUUGGGAGACCGAGUCAAUUGGCAUCCAUCCAUCCGAAGACCCAGUUCGGAGUGAAGAAUUCUCUAAGUAUGUUUAUCGACAAGGAAACCGUUACGAAGUCAGUCUACCUUGGAAGAGUGAACACUUACCCAUUCCAAACAACUACGAGUUAUCCAGAAAUCGACUACGAUCAAUGCAUUUCAAGUUGCAAAAGAAACCAGAGCUUCUCAAGGAAUAUGAUCAGAUCAUAAAGGAACAGCUUUCUUCUGGUGUCAUCGAAGAAGUUCCAGAGAAAGAUAUCGAGAACCUCGAAGCCGACAGCAGCCAAUCACAAGAACCUCAGCGUAAAGAUAUACACUACAUCCCACAUCAUGCUGUAAUUCGGAAGAAUAGAGAGACAACAAAGCUACGGGUAGUGUAUGACGGUUCAGCCAAAUCGAAGGAUCAGCAACACGCUUUAAAUGACUGUUUAGAGACUGGUCCAAAUUCUAUCCCACACUUACUCGAUGUUUUACUCAGAUUUCGCUGGAAUCCCAUUGCGAUUUCAGCAGACAUAGAAAAAGCCUUUUUGAUGGUGGGAAUUAAUCCUCAUGAUCGAGAUAUGCUACGCUUUCUGUGGAUGAAGAAUCCAUAUGACCCACAGUCGAAUAUAAUCCACUUGCGAUUUUGUCGUCUUAUGUUUGGAUUGCGCCCCUCUCCAGCAAUACUGGGAGCAGUUCUUACUCAUCAUCUAAAUACAAGCAAAGAAUAUGAUCCUGAACUAGUCGAACUGAUCCAGAAAUCCAUGUACGUUGAUGAUUUUUUAUCUGGUUCUGGUUGUGUCGACGAGGGCAAGGAAAUCUACAAGAAUUCGAAACAAUUAAUGAAAGAAGCAAGCUUCAACUUACGAAAAUGGAACUCGAACUCUACCGAAUUGCUCAAAUACAUCAACGACGAAGAAAAUUCCCUGCAAAGCACCUCAACAUCCAAAAAAUUGAACGAUGGCAAUAUAACACAAGCAGAUGAAUCGUACACGAAAACGACAGUUGGCAACAAUUCACAAUCGACUGCAAAAUCAGUAAAGGUUCUUGGAACUUCCUGGAACACUAAGACGGACGAAUUUCAGUUUGAACUUGAUGAAUUGAUAACAUUCGCGAAAUCGCUUCCUUUGACCAAGAGAUCAUUUCUGAAAGUAUCUGCCAAGAUUUUCGAUCCACUAGGUGUUCUGAGUCCCUUUACCAUUGUUCUGAAAUGCUGUUUCCAAUCCAUGUGUGUCGAAGGAUUUGAUUGGGACGAUGAACUACAAGAACCAUACAAAAGGAUAUGGAUCUCUUUAAUGACCGAUUUGCUAUGUCUACAAAGGAUUCGUAUACCACGAUGUUAUUUCAAUACGUCAAUGAAGCCUACAAACACGCAAUUCCAUUCAUUCAGUGACGCGUCCAAGAAAGCUUAUGCGGCUGUGAUCUACCUACGAUCGAUUUACGAGGAUGGACACAUCGAAACACGUUUAGUGGCUGCAAAAACACGAGUAGCGCCUGUGAAAGCUCAAACGAUUCCAAGACUGGAACUGCUAAGCGCUGUAAUCUCCGCCAGACUGUCAAAUUCGAUAUCCAGAUGUCUUCCUGUUAACGAUGCAAUCGAAUUUACAUACUGGACAGAUUCCAUGACGACCCUUCAAUGGAUACAAAAUGAAAAACCUUGGAAGCAGUAUGUACAAAAACGCGUUCAAGAGAUUCGACAAGCUACACCAAGAGAACGAUGGAGACAUUGCCCAGGAGAUCAAAAUCCUGCUGAUAUACCUUCUCGGGGGUUAUCUGCUGAUGAGCUAAUCGAAAAUAAGUUAUGGUGGGAGGGGCCUGACUUCUUAAAGAAACCAGAAAGCGAAUGGCCAUGUGUUCCACAAGCUCGAGAAAUCGACGAAACAAGUCUCAAAGAGUUAGUAAAAUCUCCUCCACAUGUAACAUUUUCGUUUGUAAACACAGAAGAUAUGUCAACCGAUAAAGACGUGUCUCAAGUUAUCGAUUGUUCAAGAUUCAGUUCUCUGACAAAAUUAAUUCGUGUAACAGCGUAUGUUCUCAGAUUCAUCCGAUGUCUACGAUCGAAGGAACACGAUUUGCCAACGAUGAAAGAAUUAAAGGCGUCUGAAAUACGAGAAGCCGAAACCUGCUGGAUAAGGAGUGUUCAAGCCCAGUCCUACGAGCCUGAAAUCCGACAAUUACGAAUUGGUGGAACGACUCCCUUGGUGAAACAAUUGGGAUUGUUUAUCAACGAAGACAAAAUAGUAUGUUGCGAAGGACGAAUCCAACAUUCCAGCGUAUCUGAAGCAGCUAAGCAACCUAUAUUGCUUCCUUCGAAGCAUCAUGUCACUAAUCUAAUCAUUCGAGCAAGACACGAAAGCGUGCAUCAUGACGGAGUCAGAGAGACUUUAAAUUCUAUAAGAGAGAAGUACUGGAUUCCACGAGGUCGGGAGAUAGUGAAACAAAUCAUACGAAGAUGCAUUGUGUGUAAGAGAUUCGAAGGAAAGGCGUUCACGAGCAUGAAAGAACCACCCUUACCAGCUUGUCGAGUGAGCGAUGAUCCUCCGUUUUCAAAUACUGGCAUAGACUUCGCGGGCCCUCUGUACGUGAAAGACGAGUAUAAACAAAAGACCUAUAUUUGCCUAUAUACAUGUGCCUCAACCAGGGCUAUUCAUCUGGAACUCACCGAAGACCUGUCUGUAGAAUCAUUCCUAUUAUCGUUUCGUCGUUUCACAUCACGCCGAGGUUUACCAGCACGUUUAUUAUCUGACAAUGCAAAAACAUUCAAAGCGGCAGCGAAAGAGGUGAAAUUGAUUACAAGAUCGAAUGAAGUACAACGAUAUAUGUCGACGAAAGGAGUUACAUGGCAGUUUAUAAUCGAAAAAGCUCCAUGGCAAGGAGGAUUUUGGGAAAGGAUGAUCCAAAGUACCAAACGUUGCCUGAAGAAAAACCUUGGUCGCACAUCGCUAACUUUCGAGGAAUUGAGAACGGUUUUGGUGGAGAUCGAAGCAACGCUCAACAAUAGACCACUCACAUAUAUGUACGACGACGACGAAGGAGUAUCUUAUCCGCUAACUCCAUCUCAACUCAUAUACGGACGGCAGAUUAAUACCUCUCCGAAUGAUAAGCAAUUUGAAAUUGUCAGCACCCAAGAGGCAUUGACCAAGAAAGCGAAAUAUCAGAAAAGACUACUCGGACAGUUUAUAAAGCGUUGGAAAAAUGAAUAUCUCUUAAGUAUAAGAGAAGGAUCACGUGCUAUACAUGGAAAAGAACGAGCAACAAUUGCAAUCGGAGAUAUUGUGAUUUUAAAGGAAGAUGGAACGCCACUUCUAUUUUGGAAAUUGGCCAAGAUAAAAGAUCUAAUACAAAGCGCUAAUGGAAUAAUACGAGCUGCAAGAAUUCAACUUGUAAAUGGUGAUAAAGUAAAGACAACGGAGCUACGUAGGCCCAUACAACAUCUCAUUCCAUUGGAAUUGCAUAUGGAACCCGAAUUACCUAGCCCAACUGACGAAGACGUUUCUACUGCGUCACCACCAGCUAUCGAGACAACGACGAAAGGUCGACCGAGACGAACAGCUGCAGUUAUUGGAGAACUUUUACGUAAAGGACAAUAACAGACUGAACAUUGAUAAUUAUAGAAAAGUAUAUGUUAUGGUUACUAUUAAUAUCUUUCAAUUGAUCAUCAUAGCUGAUCAACCCGGCCAGUGUGAUAAACAUUUAAAUUUAAUUUAUGUUGACUUAAUUUAUGCCAACCAAUAGCAGAACUGUUGCUAUAGAGACAAAGGUCAUACGAUUUAUAGCUCGAACACGAUAUGACUCACAAGCUCGAACACGAUAUGAUUUAUAGUUUUUUGUAUAGAGUUUUACGUUCAUAUUUUAUACCAAAUGUUCAAGAAAUUAUAGAAAUAAAUACGAUAUUCAAUACUAUUUCAGAACCAUCCUCAGAGAUAGGAAAACUAGUUUCAUAUUAAUCUGACACUGCAAUCGAGCAACGAAAAAUUCGUUGGCUCGAGCGGGACUUGAACUCGCAUCUUCGGGUAUCUAGACCGCCGCUCUACCUAUUGAGCUAUCGAGUCAACAGGGAUUGGUAACGAGUCUUAUCCAAUUUAAGUGCACGAAAUAUUUUCGUGACGACUUAACGCUUGUCUUUGAGGACGCGCAGUGUUUCAAUUCUAUUUCAGAACCAUCCUCAGAGAUAGGAAAACUCGAUAGGAAAACUCGAUGUUGACUCGAUAGCUCAAUAGGUAGAGCGGCGGUCUAGAUACCCGAAGAUGCGAGUUCAAAUCCCGCUCGAGCCAACGAAUAUUCAAUACAGUUACAUCCUUUCACAAGAUUAACAAAAAGAACUUCGAUCUUCUGGAAAAAUAUGAUGUAACGCUAUCGGACGGGUCGUGUAUCAAAGUUGUAUUACAGGAGGAUUCCCUUAUAUCCGCUAUCUACACAAAUACAAUUUUUUAUCAGUCGAUCGGCCAAGAAUUCUGCAUCAUAUUUGAUAUUUUGUAUGCUAAGUUGGGUACGGAAGCACCGGCUGAAUCACAUUAUCAUAUUGUUGAAACACAAGAAAUGGAUGGUGGUCAGAAUUUGUCAACUCUAAGCAUGAGAGCAAGGAUUGACAGUUGCUUGCCUCCAACAAUCCAGUGUGAAAAGUCUGUUCAGGAAAUUGCAGCUCUUUACUUGAAAGGUGACAAAGAUAAGGGGCUUAAACGCCACAGUUUACCUAUAUUCCAAGACACAAGGUCUGUAGCCAAACAGAACAAUGGCAUGUCCAUCGUCUUAUCGAGGCACGCUAAUGCUCCUACUCCAUUGCCAUUUCUGGUUUAAAAAUUAAAGAUCGAGAUGGCCUGCUGCUAAAAACAUAAAAUAUGACACAGUAUUUCUAGUAUAAAAAUACUAGCACAGUAGCACUAGAGAUACAUAAACCUUAAAUUUCAGCAAAACUGAAGUGAAGUUACCUGUAAUCAUUGCAAACUUGUUGAAAAAACUAUGCAUUAGGUUUUAAAUGUACAGAGUUUUGUUGGAAAUUCUCUUACCAAAUGUGUUAAUCGUAAUGACACUGCUGGUGUAGUUAAGUUUCCCCUGAUAUGCUAGGGGUAGUUAUAGGAUAUGAGCCGCGCAAAUUAAAAGCCGCGCAAAUUAUUUUUCGAUUUUGCACCGUAUCCACGCAAACAAACGGAGCGAAAAUUAAUUCCCCGCGCAAUUUGCAAGCAUUCCAGUCUGGUUACCAGCAGCACCAGGAAUACCAUCAGCAUCCCCACACCCAACAUCAUUUCUUCAUAAGUGGAAACAUCAGUAAUCACAACAAGUGGAAAUUUGACCAUAUUUUUACUUUGCUUUACACGUUUAUAUUACGCUUUUGAUUCAAAAACCCAAGAAUACUGAUUCCGAUAUGGAUAAGAAGACUUUGGAGGCAAUUCUUGAUAAAAAACUAGAUCCAAUUAAUGUCAAAGUAAGGGAAACAAACCUAGCGGUCGAAGACUUAAUGAAAUCGAUUAAGUUCACGAGUUCGCAAUAUGAUGACAUGAUUAAGAAAUCAGAGGAAGUUGAGAAAGUAAAUAAAGAUGUCAUCCAAGAGAACGAAAGACUAAAGGCCGAAUUACUUAGGACGGUGAAUGAAGUUAACCAGCAGAAAGUCACCAUUAACAAUCUUGGAAAUUAAAGGCAUACCGGUACACACUGAAGGUAGUUCAAGGUCUGAUGAUCUGAAUGACAUAGUUGCCAACACUAUUGGAGUGCAGAUGGAUAUGAAAGAUAUCUCGGUAGUACAUCGACUUCCUAGGAGACGGAUCUCAAAUGUUUCAGAGUCCUCUGAUAAUUUACAAGAACAUCAACCACCAAAUGUAAUUGUUAAAUUCGUCAGGCGAGAAGUGAGAGAUAACUUUUAUCAUGCUAGAAGAAAUCUGAAGGAUAAAUCUUGGAUUUACCUCAACCAGCCGAAUUUUUGUUUCAGAAAGCUUGACAGAAAUGAACAAAAGAUAAAGUUAUGUAAAGAUGAAAGAAGUCCUGUGGUGAAUAUUCAUUCCAUUGACGAUAUUCAGAAGUUACAAGUUAAUCAUUAAGAUAAAUCACAAUAAGUUACUAUAAAAUAUGUUGAGUUUUUCAAAUGAUUGAGUAUACAAACUUACCUUAUUUGCAUAUUGAUGUGGAAUGUACCUAUCAAGGAUAUUUCCCCUUUAAGUAACUCUGAUUCGAAUUUACAUAUUUCAUCUUCUAUAAAUUUUAAUUAUUAUUCUCCAAAUGACAUUAAAGAAAAUGAGGACAUUAUAGAUCUUCUUUCUGAUAACUCUGAGUCAUUCGCAGCAUUGCAUUGUAAUAUUAGAAGCCUAUCUGCUAAUUAUGACUCUCUAGUUAACUUAUUGUCUCAACUUCAUUUCCAUUUUAAUAUAAUAGGAAUUACUGAAACCAAAAUUAAGUUGAAUGAG
This is a messenger RNA of Paramuricea clavata, 9244 nucleotides long. The record is from the annotation of a GenBank genome assembly. NCBI's taxonomy places the organism in Eukaryota, Metazoa, Cnidaria, Anthozoa, Malacalcyonacea, Plexauridae.